Messenger RNA from Gilbertella persicaria, 1463 nucleotides. RefSeq lists its product as uncharacterized. The record is from RefSeq and is a predicted model, not a curated record. Bases 29 to 1447 code for a protein of 472 amino acids. Lineage: Eukaryota; Fungi; Mucoromycota; Mucoromycetes; Mucorales; Choanephoraceae. The transcript has 3 exons.
UUUUCUUUUUCUUUUUUUCAUUAAAGACAUGCUCAUCAAAGUGGAGCAAAAUAGACACUUGAUCCUGGUUACUUUAUUCCUUGGUCUUUUAUUAUGUAGUUUUUAUCUGUUUUAUACACCUUCAUCAUCGCAAGUGAUACCAUUCAAGAAGAAGCUAAUUCGACAACCUACUGUGUGUGAUAAAGUAGAUGCUGCAUGGCUUGCAUCCGAUAGAAUCUAUUGGGAUGGUUGGAUGGACAAAGCCAUGUUCAUCAAGACAGACGGUACCUUUACAAAAGGUCAUGUCUAUAUUGAACAAGGACAGCAUGUCUGUAUUGUUGUCCUGCUUGGACCUACACCAGCCAAGGCUUCUAUUAAAGAUGAACAACAUGAUCAUAUUGGACCCAGUGAUAGUAUUACCAUGUUUGCUGAAGGUGAACACUCGAAACGAACCAUACAACUCGAACAACACCCUGAACAAACUAAUGUCUAUAUGGCUGCUGUUCAAUUCAAUCAGCCUGAUACAUAUACAUUGGAUACUACUACUGAAUACAGACAUUUCUUUUGGGAAUCGCCUAUUCACCAUGCUUAUCAUCCAUUUCAAUAUGCAUCCCAAAACAAAUUGGUCGUUAGUCCAGUCAACAUGACCGAGAUAUUACCCUUAUGCAAACAUCAUACGUUGACAGGUACUUGGGUAGACUUGGAUAUCUAUGCAGCAUCAGACGCACAAGCACUGUAUACCAUGUACGAGAAUACCGAGAAUGAACACAGUGUAUACAACAAAGUGUUUAUACCAGACCAGUGUCGAUUUGAAUACAAGAGCAGUGGUCAUGCAGCACGUUGUCUGGGGAAACAAACGGUGCAUGUCUGGGGAGACAACAAUUUGCGUCGAAAUCUGAAGGCUCUAGACAGCCAAUGGUGUGGUUCUGAUACGCAAGACAGGUGUGUAUGUGAUGAUGAUCAUGAACCACCUACGCCUUGGAUGAUGGGCAAACCUCUCCUUAUUCAAAAUUCAUGGGAUAUUGACAGUAAAAUCUAUUAUUAUCCUGUCCAUGGACCACUUACAUACCAACAUGAGACACUGUUGGACAGAAUGGCACAAUACAAAGAUAGUGUAGCAGACAUAGUGAUUCUAGGAUUUGGAAAUGAUGAUAUUGAAGCAUUACAAGUGACACCUAAACAGUUUGCUACUACACUCACUACAUUCUUGGACCGUGUACGUCGAAUCUAUCCCCAUCAACGCAUUGUGCUGCGUACACCACAGUAUUUUAUAGGCAGUCAAGGGACUUGGAACACAGGUCGUUCUUAUGCUUUUACUUUGGCUGUGCGUCAUGCAGUCAUUGGCCAUGAUAUUCUGUUAUGGGAUACACAUCAUUUAGGCACAGACGAAACAUUGUGUCCAUCUAUUUACUCUAAACGUCAUGUAGUCAAUAUUGAAAAUCAAAUGUUAUGGCAUUUACUUUGUUAAAUAAAUCAUGCUCUCU